Messenger RNA from Trichobilharzia szidati, 261 nucleotides. The record is from the annotation of a GenBank genome assembly. Lineage: Eukaryota; Metazoa; Platyhelminthes; Trematoda; Strigeidida; Schistosomatidae.
AUGCAGUUCUAUGUAACAUUUGUGGCUGUGUUAAUCAUCCACAAUGCAUUGGGAGCUUAUGAAGACACUCGGUGUAAAUGUGUCUGUUUGCUUCCAGCCUCUGUCACUAAUGAAACCAAGUCUACGAAGAAAAUAUUUGUAAAAGCGAUUUCUUCAGAAAAAUGCACUUGUGAAUAUAUGUUACAAAAUGACAAACGUUUUUGUCCUUUUUGUGAGUGCAAAUUCCAAGUUCGAAAUACUACGACAAUCAAGCUCACAUAA